AGUUACUAAAGUAUACGCGGUAUUCUAGGUGACUGCAGUUAAACGCAAAGGACUUACAGGGGAAAUUUGAGUACAAGUUUAACCCACUCACAUGGCGCAAACCGCGGAUUGGCUCGGCCAGCUUCCACCUGAAAUUAGAGCAAACGCUUUCAAACGCAGUGACCUUUAUGGCACCUAUGCAAACAACCCGAAGUCCUUUGCUACGCAGCUGCGGCUGAUAGUGCUGAGCCUGACGCUUGUGCCCUUAAAGCUUUUCGCUUGCAUAGGUUGUGUCCUAUCAUACUACCUGCUCAUAUUACUGGGCAACGCAACGUUGUCAGAACCCUUCAAGACCAAGUACAUGGUGUUCUGGGGCCGGUUCUGGACGCGUGCAGUUCUCUACUGCCUUGGAUUUUGGACCAUUAAAUGGGUCUACGUCAGCCCAGAAGGCACCGUCAGCAGCAAGGCUCCGCUUGGGUUCAAGGAAAGGCGGUUUGGAGGCUACGUUUCCAACCACUGCAGCUGGGUGGACAUCGUGCUGUACAUGUCGCGGCUGUUCCCCAGCUUCGUGGCCAAGAAGGAGGUGUCCGCGCUGCCGCUCGUCGGCCCCAUCAGCAAGGCCAUGCAGUGCCUGUUCGUGGACCGAGAGGCGCGGCUGGCGUCCGACAAGCUGGGCGACGGGGGCGGACAGGGCAUGUCCCAGCUGGUUAAAGACCGCAUGCAACGCAAGCACGAGGGCGGGUCCGAGGAGCUGCCCAUGUUGCUGUUCCCCGAAGGCACCACAACCAACAACCGCUUCAUGCUGCCCUUCAAACGAGGGGCAUUCGUAGCGGGCGUGCCCGUACAACCGCUCGUACUAAAGUACGACACGUCGGGCCGCUUUUCGCCCACGUGGGACAGCAUGCCGGGCCACAAGCACAUCUUCCUGACCAUGACGGAGUUCAGCUACCGCGUCACGUGCUACGUGUUGCCGCUGUACACGCCGUCUGAGGAGGAGAAGGCGGAUCCCGCGCUGUACGCCGAGAAUGUACGGCAGAUGAUGGGCAAGUACGGCAAGAUCGCCACCUGCGAGGACACCUUUGCGGACAAGCUGGCGUUCUUCAAGUACGUGACGGACCGCAUGGCGCACGAGAAGGGCUGCUGCACGGAUCCCGCCGCCUGCAAGAGCGGCAAGGCGCAUGGCAUCCGCGCGGGUGUGCAGCACCGGGUGCAAGUGGAGGCACGUGCGGAGACGGAGGGUGAGGGGUUACGGCACCGGGGGGAUUAGGGGGCUGGGCAGCUGCGAUGGCGGUCGUGUAUGGGUUGUAGCCGAUGUGGGUUGUAUCUGUGAGUUAUUCUGGAUGUGGACUUCGAUCUGGCAUGAAGGCCGUUUGUACAUGUUACCAAGAUGGAACGUUUGAGAGUAUGGGUAUGGGCCUGCUGCAGUGGGUGGCAGGGCUGUGCGUCUGGUGAUUGCACGACUGCGGUUUAGAUGGAUGGGCGAUGUGAGCCGGGAAAGUGUGUCUUGAUGUCUUGACUGAGCCGCGACUGGGUUCUUUUGUUAAGCGACCGUAUGUGAGGGCAACUGAAACAAUGUGCACGCCAGCAUGAGCAUGCCGGGUGGAUGCGCCGUGCAUGAGCUGCAGCGCGAGCAGUGUUGCGAUUACGAGUGGUAGGACGUAGCUGCCGGAGCCUUUCCGCCCAAGGACAAGCGACAUGUGGGGACGCAUGAGACUUAUACUGGGGAGCAGGGGGGGCCGUAUUGGGUAAGGGUUACUAUGUCGGUACGCGCCGGGUAGUGCUUGUGUGGCCAUUAGUGUAUGUGUUAGGUAUAUGUCUGAAGCGUGAAGCCCCUUGGGUAUUGGACAGAGUCCUUGGAUCGGGGUUGGAUAAGUGCAAGAUGAUAUUUUCGACACUUGCAUGGUGCCUAUUAUUUCACUACAGCGUCCUGAGCAGGAGUAUUGGCGUUCGGCGAAGCAGGGGCGCGCAUAUUGAGGGCACGCAUGCUUUCCCAUGUACGCAGCGCGCGUGGAAAGGGUUGCAAGACGAGUGCACGCCUUUUCGUGCGCAGAUUAUCGUAGGUGUUGGCUCCGGUGCUUGGUUUUGUAUGCAUUCACCAUCAUAGUACAUUUUGCAAUCGGGGCUUGUGGGCUUGCUUUCGGCGUUUCUUUCCUUUCCGAGAACGCCAGCGUACUGGUGGUUUGAGCCCCGGUUUACCCUUUGCAGUGUGGUCCUGCUGUCAUUGAGCUCAGGGGAGCGCAAACCCAAGAGACUGGCACUCCUAGCGAGGGAAAUGUUGAACCAUGGCAGCGGGUGUGGUAAGCCGUGCUCGGCGCUUUGCUAGGAUUUGUCAACGGCAAUGAAGUCUGAGUAGGGUUGCCAACCCUUGCCAUGUGAAACCGACGUGACCACGUAUAAUUUGCAAGGGUAGGCAUAUUUUACAUGAUAGGAGAACUGUAACAUGCAGGCAGGCA
This is a messenger RNA of Astrephomene gubernaculifera, 2432 nucleotides long. Lineage: Eukaryota; Viridiplantae; Chlorophyta; Chlorophyceae; Chlamydomonadales; Astrephomenaceae. The record is from the annotation of a GenBank genome assembly.